Molecule: messenger RNA, 762 nt
Organism: Elephantulus edwardii (Cape elephant shrew)
Lineage: Eukaryota; Metazoa; Chordata; Mammalia; Macroscelidea; Macroscelididae
Product: olfactory receptor 56B4-like
Exons: 2
Coding region: 1-762 (253 amino acids)
Biological process (GO): G protein-coupled receptor signaling pathway
Cellular component (GO): membrane
Molecular function (GO): olfactory receptor activity; G protein-coupled receptor activity
Source: RefSeq, a predicted model, not a curated record
AUGGCUACCUCCCAGAGUUGGAGUAAUAACUCAGGGUUUCAAGUAUCUGAAUUCCUCCUGUUGGGCUUCCCAGGCAUUUACGAUUGGCAGCACUGGCUCUCCCUGCCUCUGGCUCUGCUCUACAUCUUAGCUUUGGGUGCCAAUCUCCUCAUCAUGAUCACCAUCGGCCACGAGGCUACCUUGCACCAGCCCAUGUACCAGUUCCUUAGUGCCCUUGCUGUGGUGGACAUUGGCCUGGCCACCACCAUCAUGCCCAAGAUCCUGGCCAUCUUCUGGUUGGCAAUCCCAGUGGCUGUCCUGGCUUCCCAGCGACACUACUGCUCCAGGAAGGAGAUUGAACACUGCCUCUGCUCUAACUUGGGAGUCAUCAGUUUGGCCUGUGAUGAUAUUACUAUUAACAGGUUCUACCAGUUGGCUCUUGCCUGGGUUGUGGCUGGGAGUGACAUGGGUCUGGUCUUUGUUUCCUAUGCUUUGAUUCUUUGCUCAGUGCUGAAGCUGAAAUCUUCCAAAGCAACAGCAAAGGCCCUAAGUACCUGUAGCUCCCACCUCAUCCUCAUUCUCUUUUUCUAUUCUGCCAUCAUUGUUCUAUCUCUCACCCACUUAGCAGGGAGAAGGUUUCCUCUCAUCCCCGUUCUCCUGAAUGUACUGCACAAUGUCAUUCCCCCAGCCCUUAACCCCAUGGUGUAUGCUAUCAGGACCCAGGAACUCAGAGUGGGCUUCAAGAAGAUUUUUGGUUUUGGUGAUGAGGUGUCCAAAAAGUGA